UCCGGACGCAUCUCUGGGCCCCAUCAUCACCCGGCGCCGGGCCCUCCCCCCUUUCUCCUCCUCCUUCCUUCCCUCCCUUCCUCCCUCUCUCCCUCCCUCUCAGCUCCUGCACCAGGAAACAGCCCGGAUCCCGGCAGCGGCCUGACCCGGCUCCACGCUGGCCAGGAGGAUGAAAGGCCGCAGCUGGGGGCUCCUUGCCACCGGCGCUGGGUCCUAAGAGCUGCCAUCCAGGCGGGCCGCCCGGAUGGCGACCCCCGCCUCGGCCCCAGACACACGGGCUCUAGUGGCAGACUUUGUAGGCUAUAAGCUGAGGCAGAAAGGUUAUGUGUGCGGAGCAGGCCCCGGGGAGGGCCCGGCCGCCGAUCCUCUGCACCAAGCGAUGCGGGCGGCUGGAGAUGAGUUCGAGACCCGCUUCCGGCGCACCUUCUCUGACCUGGCGGCCCAGCUGCAUGUGACCCCAGGCUCUGCCCAGCAGCGCUUCACCCAGGUCUCUGACGAACUCUUCCAAGGGGGCCCCAACUGGGGCCGCCUGGUGGCCUUCUUUGUCUUUGGAGCGGCGCUGUGUGCCGAGAGUGUCAACAAGGAGAUGGAGCCACUCGUGGGGCAGGUGCAGGAGUGGAUGGUGGCGUACCUGGAGACGCGGCUGGCUGACUGGAUCCACAGCAGCGGGGGCUGGGAGCUGGAAGCCAUCAAAGCUCGAGUCCGGGAGAUGGAGGAGGAAGCGGAGAAGCUCAAGGAGCUGCAGAACGAGGUGGAGAAGCAGAUGAACAUGAGCCCGCCCCCCGGCAAUGCUGGCCCAGUGAUCAUGUCCAUUGAGGAGAAGAUGGAAGCUGAUGCCCGUUCCAUCUAUGUUGGCAACGUGGACUAUGGUGCAACAGCAGAAGAGCUGGAAGCACACUUUCAUGGCUGUGGUUCAGUCAACCGCGUCACCAUUCUUUGUGACAAAUUUAGUGGCCACCCCAAAGGGUUUGCAUAUAUCGAGUUCUCAGACAAAGAGUCCGUGAGGACUUCCCUGGCCUUAGAUGAGUCCCUGUUUAGAGGAAGACAAAUAAAGGUGAUCCCAAAACGAACCAACAGACCAGGGAUCAGCACAACAGACCGGGGUUUCCCACGAGCCCGAUACCGAGCCCGGACCACCAACUACAGCAAUUCCCGCUCUCGACUCUACAGUCCUUUUAACACCAGGCCCCGGGGUCGCAUCUACAGGGGCCGGGCUAGAGCGACAUCAUGGUAUUCCCCUUACUAAAAAAAGUGUGUAUUAGGAGGAGAGAGAGGAAAAAAAGAGGAAAGAAGGAAAAAAAAAAAGAAUUAAAAAAAAAAAAGAAAAACAGAAGAUGACCUUGAUGGAAAAAAAAAUAUUUUUUAAAAAAAAGAUAUACUGUGGAAGGGGGGAGAAUCCCAUAACUAACUGCUGAGGAGGGACCUGCUUUGGGGGAGUAGGGGAAGGCCCAGGGAGUGGGGCAGGGGCUGCUCAUUCCCUCUGGGCAUUCGCCGUGGACACGUCUCAAUUGCGCAAGCUGCUCCCCAUGUUUCCCUGACCCGCUUCACCCUCUUGGGGGCUGCUCAAGGGUAGGUGGGCGUGGGUGGUAGGCGGGGUUUUUUUUACCCAGGGCUCUGGAAGGACACCAAACUGUUCUGCUUGUCGCCUUCCCUCCAUCUUCUCCCUCCCUCUCGCAGUCCCGCCUGCCUGCUCCUGUCUUGCCAGGUCUCCCACCCGCCCCAGCCCUCCGCUCCGGCUCCCUGCCCUUCCAGAUUGCCUGGUGAUCUGUUUGGUUUCCUUUUGUGUUUCUUUUUCUGUUUUGAGUGUCUUUCUUUGCAGGUUUCUGUAGCCGGAUGAUCUCCGUUCCGCUCCCAGCGGCUCCAGUGUAAAUUCCCCUUCCCCCUGGGGAAAUGCACUACCUUGUUUUGGGGGUUUUGGGGAGUUUGGUUUUUUAUUUUUUUCUGUUUGUUUUGUUUCUCAGUUUUCUUUUUUUUUUUCCUUUGCCUUUUUUUCCCUUUUAUUUGGAGGGAAUGGGAGGAAGUGGGAACAGGGAGGUGGGAGGUGGAUUUUGUUUAUUUUUUUAGCUCAUUUCCAGGGGUGGGAGUUUUUUUUUUUAAUAUGUGUCAUGAAUAAAGUUGUUUUUGAAAAUAAAAA
Sorex fumeus (smoky shrew) is the source of this 2134-nucleotide messenger RNA. RefSeq names its product bcl-2-like protein 2. NCBI's taxonomy places the organism in Eukaryota, Metazoa, Chordata, Mammalia, Eulipotyphla, Soricidae. The transcript has 9 exons. Gene Ontology annotation, molecular function: RNA binding; protein homodimerization activity; protein heterodimerization activity. Gene Ontology annotation, biological process: intrinsic apoptotic signaling pathway in response to DNA damage; negative regulation of intrinsic apoptotic signaling pathway; extrinsic apoptotic signaling pathway in absence of ligand. Gene Ontology annotation, cellular component: mitochondrial outer membrane. The coding region runs from base 245 to 1246 and encodes 333 amino acids. The record is from RefSeq and is a predicted model, not a curated record.